AUGGCUGCGCCGUUGGGUGCGCCGUUGGGUGUGGUGAGGGUUGUCCUGAGUGCGAGGACGGACCUCGUGGCAGGAACAACGGAACAAGCGGAACAAUGUAUUGGUACAAACUUCUUGACCAUCUCUGUGCAUAUCUGCAAGUACCAUGCCACUUUCAAAGGCGUCGUCCUGUCGUCCCCAACGGCUUGGAUGACCCCUUACUUGCUGUCUGUAGGUAUUUCGACCCUGCAGCCCUACCGCCUCACCCGCGAUCAUCAGUUCGUUUGUUUGUACGGAGUACAGCUAGUUGACGAUCAGUUGACCGACGAACCACACGGUGUGGAGGAUGACGGGAGCAUGAUGGUCCUCCUCUCUUUGCUCGGUCCAUCCUGCAGAUGCGCUGUGAAGUUUCAACUGUGA
Messenger RNA from Sodiomyces alkalinus F11, 399 nucleotides. RefSeq lists its product as hypothetical. The record is from RefSeq and is a predicted model, not a curated record. The transcript has 8 exons. The coding region runs from base 1 to 399 and encodes 132 amino acids. Lineage: Eukaryota; Fungi; Ascomycota; Sordariomycetes; Glomerellales; Plectosphaerellaceae.